This is a messenger RNA of Mugil cephalus (flathead mullet), 5537 nucleotides long. RefSeq names its product metal-regulatory transcription factor 1 (gene mtf1). The record is from RefSeq and is a predicted model, not a curated record. The transcript has 11 exons. Gene Ontology annotation, molecular function: DNA-binding transcription activator activity, RNA polymerase II-specific; RNA polymerase II cis-regulatory region sequence-specific DNA binding. Gene Ontology annotation, biological process: positive regulation of transcription by RNA polymerase II; central nervous system development. Bases 165 to 2582 code for a protein of 805 amino acids. Gene Ontology annotation, cellular component: nucleus. NCBI's taxonomy places the organism in Eukaryota, Metazoa, Chordata, Actinopteri, Mugiliformes, Mugilidae.
AUUUUCCCACAAUUCAUCACGGGGGUGUGUGACGUUGCUAGGGAGGGGAGAGGAAGAAGGUGCUCAACAUCUGAAGCAUAGGUGCUUAAAUUUAACAGAGAGAGUAAAGCCAACCGUGUGAGCGUGCAGGCCUCCUUGCCAAGGAAGGAAAGGUGCCGGGGACCAUGAGUGAGAAUGGCCCUCAUACGGAGGCGCCUAUGUACUUUGAGGUGGAGGUGGGUCCCCUGGGGCGGGAUGAGGAAGAAGAAGGCGUCAAGAUCCACUUCAACAAAGACGACCUGAUUGCUGAACCUUCAUCGUCCACUGGUCGGGUCUAUGACCGCACCACGGUGCUCAUUGAGCGGGACCCAAUUCGGCUGGAUGAGGAGGGUGAAGAGGAGGGUCAUUGUGGAGGGGAUGAAGAUGGAGUCACCUUCCUAACUGAAGGGGAGGGUGAUGGAGAUGAGGAGGAGGGCUCUCUGGCAUUCAUGACCGAUCCAGAUGGGAUGUCCCAGGGUUACGUGCACCACACGAUUUCUCCAGACCAGAUCCAGUUCACAAUUAAUCCUGGCUCCACCCCUAUGCCACGCAACAUAGAGGGGGCGACUCUUACGCUGCACUCUGAGUGCCCAGAGACCAAGCAGAGAGAGGUAAAGCGAUAUCAGUGCAUGUUUGAAGGCUGCACAAGGACGUACAGUACGGCUGGAAACCUGAGGACACACCAGAAGACACACCGGGGCGAGUACACGUUUGUGUGUAAUCAACAGGGAUGUGGAAAGGCCUUUCUCACCUCGUACAGCCUCAAAAUCCAUGUCCGCGUUCACACAAAGGAGAAACCAUUCGAGUGUGAUGUGCAGGGCUGUGAAAAGGCCUUCAACACGCUAUACAGACUAAAAGCACACCAGAGACUUCACACAGGAAAGACAUUCAACUGUGAAUCAGAGGGAUGCACCAAGUACUUUACCACUCUCAGCGACCUGAGGAAGCACAUUCGCACACACACUGGGGAGAAGCCUUUCCGGUGUGAUCACGAUGGAUGUGGCAAAGCCUUUGCUGCAAGUCAUCACCUGAAAACACACGUACGGACGCACACAGGAGAGAAGCCAUUCAACUGUCCCAGUGACGGCUGUGAGAAGACCUUCAGCAGCCAGUACAGUUUGAAGAGUCACAUCCGGGGCCACGACAAAGGACAGCCUUUUACCGUCACUCUCACCCAUCCGCUCUCUGAAGAUGCAAAUCACUCACUGUGCCUCAGUGACUUGAGCCUCAUCUCUACUGACUCGGAGCUACGAGAGAACAUCCACAACGCUCAAAAUCUGGACCUCAGCAACGUGACCCCUGUGAAAAUCUUCGAGCUCAUGUUCCAGAGUCCAGAAAAUAGUGUCAGCCAAGAUGAUGCACAUCCUAAUGAGAGCCUUGCUGAAUCGUUCAGCCUCGAGUCCUCUACCCAACCGGGAGUGACUGAUGGAUCGUCUCUUAUCUCUUUCUCUAUCAAUCCUACCUCCUCGUCUCCCUGUUCCCACUCCACCGCAAUCCUGGAGGCUUCUUCCGAGACCACUCACAGGUCUUCUGCUCAGGCCUCCACCUGUGCCUCUGUCACAGCUACUGUCACAUCCACCCAGCUUACCCCUUUCAUACAGAUCUCAGACGCGCCUCAGGCUUCUGUCCAAGCACCGAACCACGUCAACCCUCAGCCUUAUGUGGCACUGCAACCCACAUUCCUACCGACGGAUAGUGCUAACUGCACAACUCCUCUGGCGCCACCCAACUCUGCUCCUCCACCAGUGUCUCCUGCACUGACCACUGCAACACCAGUCCCUGCAGCUGCUGUAGUCACAGCUACUGCAGCUGAUGCUCUGGCAGCUGUCACUCAACCCGUGCCUUUGGCCAGCAACCCCGUCCCCAACUCUGGCCCCGGUGUGGCUCCCGCUCCUGCCACCAUCACUAUAGCGCCCACCCAGAACCUGCUGCAGCCCAGCCUGGUCAUGUCUGACCAGAACCUGCAGUGGAUCCUCAGCAGUGCUGCCAACAGCCAGCAGAGUCCAGAUCAAGCAGCACACCAAGGAGGUCCCAAAGUGGAAAAGGUUUUCUUCACUACAGCCAUACCAGUGGGAGGGAAUGCUGGCAACUCGGUCCAACAGAUUGGCCUCAGCCUGCCGGUCAUCAUCAUCAAACAGGAGGAAUCCUGCCAGUGCCAGUGCGCCUGCAGGGACUCUGCUAAAGAGAAGAGUGCAAAGAGUGCCUCCUCCAUUGUUUCAGCCCCAGCACCACAGCAGCCAUCAGAGCCCCCUCCUCCAUCGCUACCAGAACCUCCACCCCAACCCUCCCCUUCACCUUCCUCAUGCUGCCUCCCCAAGUCUUCCUCCAGCGUGGGCGAGGUGAGCCUGGAGGCCCCCUCUUCUUCUUCUUCCUCCUCCUCCACAGUUCAGACUUUCUCAACGAUAGAGAGCAGCACUGCCACCAACCCGCCCUCAUCUGACGGGUUAGCGAGCAUGGACGUCUCGGACUUCCUCUCCCUGCAGAGCCCUGAGACAGCAGCCAACAUCGAGGCUCUGCUCUUGGUCGCAGAUGACUUCAACAUGGCCACUGAUGGCAAUCCUUAGAAGAGCUGCCUUCUGAGUCUGGCGCCAUGUGUUUGUCUGUUGCACCCACUCAUCCACAAGCAUCGAUUCCACCUGCGCCUCCAGUCACUCUCCAAAGUCAUGCCUCUUCUUUUUCUCUAUAUAUAGUGGUGUGUGCAUCGAACCUCUAUCUUCUGUGUUGAGUCACUUUGCAGUAGUUGAGUUUCUGGCAACAGGAUUGCUUAUUGAGAUUUUGCAGCAUCGACGCAAAUUUAGUGCAGGGAAAAGGCAGUUGAUCCUUUGCUAAAACAUAAACUGUAUAUAAUAAUUCUCGAGAUGCCCUCUUUGAAUUGACUGAAUGAAACGAGUGUUGUCUAAGCACUGAUAACUUAAGAGUUCCAUUGUCCUGGCUUGAAGGUCGCACACCUGUGCCAGAAAACAAAACUUUUCUGUAUAUCCUUGUACUGUACUACAGGUCCUAACUAAUGCUUAAUGCUGGUAUGCAACUGACCAGAAUGCACUGUAUAUUAGAGGAAUUUGCUUUCAUUUUAAUCAAGCAUUGCUCCCAGCAAGAAUUUAAAGGGGUCAGCCACACAGCCCCUCCUAUUACUGGCUGUCAUGUGACAUUGAGUGAUUUCCUCAGUUUGUUUUCUUGGAAGACUAGUUUAGUCCACGAAAUGUGAUUAUUAUUUUCUACUUGUUUUGUUUUGACAGCUAUUUACUAAUUGAAAAGUGAACCUGUGAUCACAUCUGCCUGUCUCUUAAACGACAUUGAGUUGAUACAUCAAUAAGUUGCCUAUAACUUAAACUAACUUAAAAUUGUAAAUGUUAAUUUAUUUAAAUGCUUGAUUAUUUCAUUAUACUGGUAAUGCUAUUAUCCUUUGAGAUAGCAAAAAGAAAAGUCUAUUUUUAAUUUAUUCCGAUCACUUGUUGUAUUUUGAGUUGCUUGUUACUGAAAUGCUUUCCUUUUUAACGUAAUGGGUUUUGCUAAAAGCAAGUUUAGGAAAAGCGCUUCUAACAUUCUGCACAGUGAAGCCAGUUAUCCUCUAGGAUCUGCUCAUUUGGAAACAUUGUCCACAAUUUAACAGUAACCAACUACUGUCAACAUCCCAUGUGUUUUUAGGGUUGUGACCCUCUCAGGGAUGCAUCAAGUCAUAACUAUCCUGGUUCCCUUAAUUAAUUUGUCUCUCAGACAUGCGUUUUCCUUAUCAGACAGCCCACACUUGCAGUAGCCCUACGUUUUGCUGCACUCUUCCCUGUUUAUUGCACACUAACUCAUAAAGUGAGUAAUUUGACAGCUCCUUAGCUGAGAUGUGGCACCACUACAGACUUUUUUGUAUACAACUGCUGUAAAGUAGCAUUUAAAAGAUGGUGUCUUGGUGACCGUGUAAAUAUAGUACAAUUUAGUGUAAACAUCUUUGAGAAACCUGUAGAUUAUUCUAGAAUUUGUAUUUUUGUAUAGACUUUUGAAUUACUAACUUUCAGAGUUCGGAGCUAAUGUAUUCCCUGUUCUUGCAUCCUUCCCCUCUGUCACAUUUAUGCAGAAGAGUUUUUUUUUCUGUUGUUGUUGAAUAGUUCUACAAGCAAGCUGGGCCUCCUGUACAGUCCCCAUAGUAACAGAAUAUAUAACACCUGCUCAGAGUAUAAUUUAACAGUAUUGCUUCUCGUGGGACACAAUGCAAUAGUGACAGAGCAAAGACAUAAACACGCUCCUCUUCACGUGCUCUAGCGCUCAUUUGAGGCAGAAGCUUCGAGACAGAAAGGCUUAUGGUAGUCCUUUGUUUCCUCCACAAGUCUUUAAUGGAUAUAGCAUUGCUAAAACACGUAAUCAAGUACAUAAGAUGAUGUGAUUCUGUAUUUUAAUUCCAAUGGUUGUAGGAUCAAACCAAACAGGUGUUUCACUUAAAUCUGGCGUAGUUUUAAUUUGGUCCUUUUGUGCCAUACUUUACAUAAGGAAGCCUUCAAGUCAGAGGUGUCAAAAUGGUAGAUGUGUCGCUGAAGGCCCCAGUCACACAUUCUAUGAUUCAAAUAAUUCCAUGCAUGCAGUGUUGGACAUCAACAGUGUUUAGGUCUGAAGUUGACUCCAUUGGAUUACAAUAAGUCACCAAAACAUUACUGCAGGAGUCAAGCACAUCUCCUUCAUGCAUACCGUCAAUGAACACAACUAUGCAAUUUUAAGUGUGGCAUUCACGAGGUUAAGGUUAUUUAUGCCUCCUUUCAAACGUGGGAUAAGUUUCCAGUGUAUUCAUAUUAAGCAUUCUUCUUGAACUCCGGUAUGUUGCAUUUCAUCAUUUUACAUUGACGUGGUGUGAAUCUGGACUUGGUUGUGCAUCCAUCGAGUACUGUUCCCAUGAACAUUGCACCAUAGCUAUCCUCUAACAAGCCUCCGAGGUAACUGGUUUAAAACCAACUGGAUUUUUGCGAGGGAGUAUUUGAAUGGUUCUGUUUUAAGAAUUGUUUUGGUCAAAUAUACGCAGCUUUUUUUUUGUUUUUCCUCCUCUCUUCAAAGACUUUAUAUAUGUGAAUGUUUAUUUGGACUCCACUUAUGUGAUCAUCUCAAGCCUUUCACGUCCUUAGAUAUGACAUGUGGAUUAUUUGUCAGCUUUCAUCUUCAGUGAAACCAACUGCUGCCAAUUUUUGUUUGAAUCAUUUAGCAGAGGAUUUUUGAGCCAGGUUUGUCCCGUGAAAUAAGCAAAUCAAUGAUGGGGACGUUUGUUUGGAAGCAGAUUGUUUGAUCACAAAUGUAAAGCCUGAUUUCAAAUUCCAUGACAGGUUUUCAAAAUGGGCAAUAUUCCUUACUCAAACAAAAGAACCGACAUGCUUCUAAAGGAAUGUCUUGACACCCAAAGAGUGAGGAAUUGUUUAAGGAUUUGUAUUUUUAAAAGAAUGUAUAAUGUGAAAAUGUUUGCUUAUGCUUGUUUCGUAUAAAGUAUUAAGAUAAAUACCUUUCUGAAUUGAGAGCAAUAUACUAAUAAAACCUUAUCCUCGUCACUGAAA